Molecule: messenger RNA, 1026 nt
Organism: Cottoperca gobio
Lineage: Eukaryota; Metazoa; Chordata; Actinopteri; Perciformes; Bovichtidae
Gene: fam110c
Product: family with sequence similarity 110 member C
Exons: 2
Coding region: 1-1026 (341 amino acids)
Source: RefSeq, a predicted model, not a curated record
AUGGAGGCAACCAGUGAUCCGACAAAAAUCCUGGAGAAGGGUCCAGAAUACCUUCGGAAGCAAAUGGAAUUGGAGAGUGAGACAAAAGGACGCAUUAGCGCUGUGGAGAGGCUCGCUGCAAGCAAACUGAAAUAUGUCAAAAGCCAAAAGGUGGUCAACUCAACUCAGGAGUCAGUGAUCAGUAUUGAAUCAGCCUCUGUGAGUAGCACUGGGUCUUCUAACCGGAGCUCGAAUCGUGAGGCAACAUGUGGAGUACAAAUCAACAUCUCGCCAGGGCAGGUACGUCGGUCCAGCUCCAAAAAACGGCCAGACUCUCUUCUGCUUUACAGACAAAAAUGUGAUUUACUGAGAGGGUCAGCAAUGGACCGGAAACACCAUGUAACACGUAAGUUGCUACAGAGCUCUGUGCAUAAAAAUGUUCCGUUACUUGAGGUAACAGAUACGGAUUGUAAAGCUGAGUGCAACAAGGAAAGAAUCCCCACACCUGUGGGAACAGCAAAGGAAUGCAGCUCUCAUGUAGUGACGUCUAAAUCAGAGAGGAGGAAGAAUGGAGUAGCAGAUCAACACAGCACUGGAAACUGGGAUUCUGGGAUAAAGGUGACGCCCGGGCUUGUGAAUAAAUCUGCCGUUCUCCUAACGGUUCCUGAGAUUGAAAGAAGAUCUGGCAAAGGGGUCAGUCGUUCUCACUCUGACAUCAGCUCCAGGUACUCUAAAAACUUUGCAGACUUUGAUGCUUUUUUCAAGUACUGUGGGCUCGGCGGUGAGGUUAUUGACUCCUUGGGGAAGGAGAACUUCUCUACGCGCUCAGAGAAAAUUGCGACAAACAUCCGAAGUGUCAGCGUCUCUACAUCCGACGGCGGCUUCUCCAGGAACAGCGCCGACACCGAUGGACUAAUGGAGGUCGUGUUGCAUGAAAAGAUGCAUCAGGGGACGUCAGUUAUUGAGCGCAAUGCAAGGAUCAUCAAAUGGCUGUACAGCUGCAAAAAUGCUAUCGAGACUGGGAAAAAAUUAAGAGACCUCGAUUGA